Amoebophrya sp. A25 is the source of this 3682-nucleotide messenger RNA. NCBI's taxonomy places the organism in Eukaryota, Dinophyceae, Syndiniales, Amoebophryaceae. The record is from the annotation of a GenBank genome assembly.
GUCAUCUUCGCACCCAAAAAACCUUCGAAAUCAAAAAGCUGCGGUGUGACCUCUUGCUAUUUUUUGGAUGUAAAAUGAAUAACGUAGAUAACUCUAGGUUUCUGUGUUUUGUAGUUUAGAUGAGUCUAUCAUUGACCCGGGUAGGCGACUUCACCCGUACCGCAAGCUGACCUCGUGUUACAUCGUAUUCGUAAGUCUAAGUACAUAGGUGAAAAAUCAAGAAAAGUCAAAAGGAACAACCAUGUGUCUUCCUAUGUGAGGUUCUGUGUCUUGUUUUUUUCUUUUAUGUACUUAGACAAAGAUAGUGAGAACAAGCAUCCACAAUGGCUAGGUCACGAUCUCGCCCACGCGAUGAGAAAAGACGCAGUGCUGGUGCUCAGGGAGUUGAAAAGGGAGGAAGCAAUGAGGAAUAUGGCGCCAAGGAUAGAAAACGAAGCAGAGCGCGGGACACGGAGAACCGCGAUCGACAGCGGAUAGCCAGAGACCGCAGUCGAGAUCGAGGCGGAGACAAACUAGAGAAAAGUACUGGUGGUACGAAGAAAGACCCCGUAGUACUAGUGGAAAAGAAGGAAGGCAAAAGUCACACGGAUGGAAGCAGCGACACGAAGGCCCCUCCCGGCGACAAGAACAAAGAGACGGAAUCGGAAAACAAGGACAAGAAAGAGGAGAAGCAGCCUAAAGAAGAAAAGGAAAUGAAAAUAAAUAUCAAAGUGGUAGAUAAGACCGAAGAGAAGAAGGAUGAGCGCAACAAAAGCCGCGAGCGAAGGAGAAGUAGGGAGAGACGAAGCCGCGAGCGAGCCUGGGACCGCCGUAGAGGAGGGCGUCGGAGUCGCGGCCGCCGCAGCAUGGAGCGACAGAUCGACAAGGAAGCUCGUCGGCGCAGCGAGGCCCGCGAAGAGGAGCGUCGAAAUAGGCAGAGUCACGAGCGUCGCUAUGGCUACGGAGGCGGCAGUCCUGCUCGGGAAGGGAGUCGGCGGCGGUCCCGCGAUCGAAAGCGCGAUGAGAGUGAGGAGCGCCGAAGAGAAGAGCGUCGACGAGAACGAAGCGAGGAACGCAAAGCCCAAGGAAAGUGGGACAGCUCAAAACCGGAUGCUGCGAAUCUCACGAGAGAGCAAGUGCGAGGUAUGACGAACGACAUUCCACGCUACACAGAAAAAGAACUUCUAGAACGAACGCUCAUCAUCGGCAAAACACCUCCUGGAGUCGGAAAUCAAGACCUCAUCGACUUUUUCAACGGCGCCGUGCUGGCAAUGACUGGUAUUUACUUAUACGAGAAAUGAUGCCUAUAAAUGAUUUUUUGGCAUUCCCACGCCCACCUCCUACAAUUUGAGAAAAGAAUUACAUACUGAAGAGUAAUCUUCUGUACACCAAUAAUUAGUGAUAGAUAGUUUACUUGCGGCCAAAAAAACACCAGGAAAUCCUAUGGAGAUGGCUACAGCAAAAAUGAAGCCGGUAUUUGGAAUAGCGCCUACGGACGGUGGAAAAAAGCGGCUGCUUUUCCGUAGUUUCAAAGGAACCGUUAUUGGCAUGCAACUCAACGGCAUUGAAUAUCGCAGAGCGCACUUGGAAAUAUCACGCCCGACCCAAUAUAAAGGAUCCGAUGGCUCCGAAGUCGAAAUUAACAAAAUUUCCCUCUCCGAUCUUCUCGGUAUUCUUGAUCUUCUCUUAUCCCCUUGCUUACUUACUCUUUUUUGAAGAAGAUUCUCUCAUUUUAUGCGCGCUCUAAGUUCUUUGAUUAUCUAAGGUUGGCAAGGGUACUCUAUUUUAAGGAGUUGGAGUUCCUUACAAUUUAUGAGCACUAUCUUGUUGAUCAAUCUGUCGUUGUUAAUACGAGGAGAGAUGAUAUCAACUUUGAUGAAAAAAUUCUUCGCAGGUUUAAACGAGGAACGCGAAUCGCAGGAAUCAGCAAUGCGAUCAUUGCUGAAUCAAGUCAGUGGUCGACUCUCCGUAACAAAUAUACCCCCUUUUAUGUCGGAGAAGGCCUGCCGCGAUCUCUUUUCCCAGUUUGGUGGUCUCAAGAUGGUGAGCAUCAUGAUGGAUUCUAAAGGCGAAAACAAGGGCUACGGAUUCUUCGAAUAUGAUAGGCUAGAACACGCGGACGUUGCAAAAAAAUGCCUCAACGGGUAGCAGCAAUAUUCAUCAAAUAGAAAAAAAAUUACUUUUUAGAUACAAUUAUAGGUAAUUGUAGGUGUAGUGAAAACUUCAGAUGCGUUCCAGUUAUAUCUUUACUGAAAAAUGAAGGACCAAGCCAAGCUACUACUUGAGACAGAAUUGCAAAACCCUGGAGCGAUAUUUGAUAGAUAGGAUUAGAAUACAAGUAGAUUCGACAUUUUUUCUUUACAGAGUGGUUUUACUAGUAUUGCGUGCCUCUUUCACGUGACAGGUUCGUGGUUGGAGAUCGCGCUCUCGCAGUGACGCGGCUGAAUGACACAGUGGUUUCGCAAGCAGGGAUUGAUCAAGAGCUGGAGCAGAUGGCGAAUCCGCAUCUUGUGGAGCGCCGUGAGCGCGAUCGCGAGAAUGGACAGGCACGGCUGAUUUCGCAUAAGAUUUUGGCGAAUCCCGUCCUAGCGUUGCAGGUUCGCGACGCCUUGCACUUGGGCCGACGUCCGUCAAAGGUAGUUCAGCUGCUGAACGCUGUAUACGAAAGCGACAUCAUGGACCCUAUGGAAUUGGAAGACGUGCGCUUGGAGAUUCUCUCUGAAGCAGAGAAGUUCGGCACCGUAGUAGACAUCAAGAUUCCGCGGCCAUCGAAAAUCGGCGCGGAGGUACCGGGAGUGGGAAAGAUAUUUGUGCAGUUCCAAGAUACGACGGCAGCAAGGCGGUUUCAAGUGGAGGUGAACGGCCGCAAAUUCAACGACCGGAGCAUUUGCGCCAGCUUCUAUCCCUACGAACGCUACAUCAAGGGCCGCUUUAUCCUGAACGAAGAGCGGGGAGCACUCUUUGUAUGAGCGAACAAGAUGGUGGUGGUGCUUUUGAACAACUUGAUUGCCGCUUUCGGGGAAUCUAUUUUCGCAGUUCUACUAGUGCAGCUUUUGUUUUGCUGUUUUCUCAGUGUCUUGCAAGUUCGCUGAGAAACUGAAAGCCGUAGUUGAAAGACUUUUGGCUCAUGGUUGCUGGCGAAGUUUUGCGUACUGUGCCUUUACUGAUCUUGCUGUGUAAGGAAAAAAACCCCUGCGCUAUCGGAUUUUCAGUAUCAGUAUUCCGAUUGAAACAAGCACAACCGAACUUUUUUUCUUGCGCGCGCAUCGCCAAGAAACGAUAAAUGCGAGGUCCUUUUGUCACCAUUCAGAUUGGGCUAUGUCUGUACAGGUCUUGAUCCCGCUCAUACAUCUGAUGAUUCUCUAGUACAGAAAUACGUUUUUUUCGCGGGUAUGGAUUUUGCUAGCUCAAAAACAACUAAUAUUUUCUACUAUCCAGUGACGAACAACAACACUACAAAAGUUCAAGUAUUUUGAAAAAUCAACUAUAAUUGUGCCUCGCUCGAUUGAUCUACCCCUUUGAACAUCCCACUCUUCUCCGAGAUGAACCCGUUUGACUACGACGUCCUUACCCGAAGGCGUCGACACCCCUGCUGCUCCCCACAGAAUUGAUACUUCCUCUACGAUCGUCACCACUGAAGAAUAUCUCGAUAGAAGCAGCACGCCUGACAAAACAAAUCAUCUUGUAUACUAGAAGAGCCUAG